Linum tenue is the source of this 333-nucleotide messenger RNA. NCBI's taxonomy places the organism in Eukaryota, Viridiplantae, Streptophyta, Magnoliopsida, Malpighiales, Linaceae. The record is from the annotation of a GenBank genome assembly.
AUGGACAUGAGGGACGGGCUGUUGAGGAUGAUGCCCAAUGGGCCUGCAGGGCCCGUUGAAAGGAGAAGGACCACCGUCCGUUCGAAGAUGUGGACCCCGUCCAGCUUCUCCGUUGCGAUGAGCAGGCACCCUCUUUCCGGCUCGUGGAUGGCGUGGGCCCAUCUAUCUCCCACCGUCACCAGCUGCGGCGGCGGUUGUGCUGUACGCUUCUCGUCUAGAUCUGCCGCCGGCGAGCUUUUCCCGGUGCUCGCGGUCAUAAAGGCUUGCUCGUUAGCGACCAUUUUCGCCCUGAACCAUCUCCAAUCAGCCUGCAGGAAGGAUUCGGCGUGCUGA